CAUUUUCCAUUUGUCUUUAUUUUCUAUUGGGACAAAUUAAGUAAACAAAAGCGUCGAAACUUGGCGUCACAAUAUGCAAAUAUUCGUCAAGACACUUACUGGGAAGACCAUUACUUUGGAAGUUGAGCCUUCCGAUACUAUUGAAAACGUAAAGUCCAAGAUACAAGACAAGGAAGGUAUCCCUCCGGAUCAACAACGUUUGAUAUUUGCAGGCAAGCAACUAGAAGAUGGAAGAACUUUGUCUGAUUAUAAUAUCCAGAAAGAAUCCACUUUGCACUUGGUAUUGAGACUUCGUGGAGGUGCUAUUCCUGAAGGGGAUCCGACUCGUGGAGAGAAGAUAUUCAAGACUAAAUGUGCUCAGUGCCACACUUAUGAAAGUGGAGGCAUCAACAAACAAGGGCCCAAUUUACAUGGCUUGUUUGGGAGACCAGCAGGUUCAGUUCCCAGUUUCAGCUAUUCAGCUGCCAACAAAAACUCCGGAAUAGUAUGGAAUGAAGAUACUUUAUUCGAGUAUCUCAUUGCGCCCAAAAAGUAUAUUCCAGGUACCAAAAUGGUAUUUGCUGGUUUGAAAAAGGAGCAAGAGAGAGCAGACUUGAUUGCUUUUCUCAAAAAAGCUACUUCAGAGUAGGCAGAAAGUUUAUUUUGUGUUUAGUUUUUCUUUCAUAAAUACAAAUCGUCGGUUUUCUUCAAAAUUGGAAU
Molecule: messenger RNA, 699 nt
Organism: Galdieria sulphuraria
Lineage: Eukaryota; Rhodophyta; Bangiophyceae; Galdieriales; Galdieriaceae
Product: ubiquitin
Exons: 3
Coding region: 74-628 (184 amino acids)
Biological process (GO): modification-dependent protein catabolic process; protein ubiquitination
Cellular component (GO): nucleus; cytoplasm
Molecular function (GO): electron transfer activity; ubiquitin protein ligase binding; heme binding
Source: RefSeq, a predicted model, not a curated record